Messenger RNA from Paramecium tetraurelia, 445 nucleotides. RefSeq lists its product as uncharacterized. The transcript is spliced from 3 exons. The record is from RefSeq and is a predicted model, not a curated record. Lineage: Eukaryota; Ciliophora; Oligohymenophorea; Peniculida; Parameciidae.
AUGGGAUAAUUUGAAUUAACUCAAUACAUUUUAAGAUAUUUGAUGACUUUAUAUAUUUAAUAUGAAGUGAAUGUAUAAUCAUUAAUUAUUUAAAUAAUGAACAAUAUCUAAGGGUAUUCACUUUCAAAGCCAUCAACUAAAACCACAUAAGCACCAGGUGGUAAUUCAUCCAUCUCAUUUGGCUCUGAUGAGCCUGCUCCUCAAUAAAAACGAGUUGUAAGAGACCCUAAUGCUAGUCAAUUUACUCUUGGAGGAGACCCUGCUCCUCAAAAAGGAUAGCAAUAAUAGCAACAAUAGCAACAAUAAUAAUAAUAGGAUUAAGGGACCCACACAUCAGUCAAAGUUAAGAAUCCACCUGGAGGUCGUUCAUAAAUACAAUUCGGAUGAAAUAUUAGUUAAACAAAUAAUUCAUUUACAAUUAAAUUCAUCUUACCUAUUUUAUAAA